Dicentrarchus labrax (European seabass) is the source of this 3189-nucleotide messenger RNA. RefSeq names its product delta-type opioid receptor-like. Gene Ontology annotation, molecular function: neuropeptide binding; dynorphin receptor activity. Lineage: Eukaryota; Metazoa; Chordata; Actinopteri; Moronidae. Bases 173 to 1300 code for a protein of 375 amino acids. Gene Ontology annotation, cellular component: neuron projection; membrane. The record is from RefSeq and is a predicted model, not a curated record. The transcript is spliced from 4 exons. Gene Ontology annotation, biological process: neuropeptide signaling pathway; G protein-coupled opioid receptor signaling pathway; sensory perception of pain.
UGUCCGCAAAGCCGCUGCUGCUCCUCUCCAGGCGCGCAGAACCAUCCCCAAACUUUGACGAGCUGUAACCUUCACCAAGGCAACAAAAACAACCUGAAUUAUAACAGGAAGAACAGAUUUUGGGCUAUUUCACAGGUUGCGUCUCCUAAUUCGGGUUGAUCAAGGUGUGAACAUGGAAAGCACUCCGGUUGAAAUUUUCAAAGAAGACAAUAAGUGCCUGUCCACGCUGCUGGAAGACUGUGCAGUGAAUUCUUCAUCCUGGGUGUCCGGAUACUCAGACAGCCGCAAUGUGACCCACGAUGAUAGCUGGGAGCAGGAGGGCAUGUCUCCCAUCAUCCCCAUCAUCACUGCAGUCUACUCUGUGGUGUUUGUGGUGGGCUUGUUGGGCAACUGCCUCGUCAUGUAUGUGAUCAUCAGGUACACAAAGAUGAAGACAGCCACCAACAUUUACAUUUUCAACCUAGCCCUCGCUGACGCCCUUGUUACCACCACAAUGCCCUUCCAGAGCACAGACUACCUGUUGAACACCUGGCCCUUCGGUGAGGUGGUGUGCAAAGUCUUCAUCUCCAUCGACUACUACAACAUGUUCACCAGCAUCUUUACUCUCACCAUGAUGAGCGUGGAUCGCUAUGUGGCCGUGUGCCACCCGGUGAAAGCCCUGGACUUCCGCACUCCGAUCAAAGCCAAGAUGAUCAAUGUGUGCAUCUGGAUUCUGUCGUCAGCCGCGGGGAUACCUGCUUUUGUUCUGGGUGGCACCCAGACGAAGAGCGACAUAACUGAGUGUGCCUUACAGUUCCCAGAGCCGUACGUGUACUGGGACACACUGAUGAAGAUAUGUGUGUUUGUCUUUGCCUUCGUCGUGCCUGUGCUCAUCAUCACCGUGUGCUACUCCCUCAUGGUCCUGAGGCUGAAGAGUGUCCGAAUGUUGUCCGGCUCACGGGAAAAGGACCGCAACCUGCGCCGGAUCACGCGGCUGGUGGUGGUCGUGGUGGCCGUGUUUGUGGUCUGCUGGACGCCCAUUCACAUUUUCAUCCUGGUCAAGGCGCUCGUCAGUGUCCCCGAAACCACCGCCAUCAUGGCCGCCUACUUCUUCUGUGUGGCUCUGGGCUACACAAACAGUAGCCUCAACCCUGUCCUCUAUGCCUUUCUGGAUGAGAACUUCAAACGCUGCUUCAAAGACUUCUGCCUCUCGGCCAAACUGAAGGGGGACAAGGUGUCAGGGAGCAAGAAGAACCCCAGCACUGUGCGGGAGGCCGCUGUUCCCCUGGAGAACCCAGAUGGGACUAGUAAACCCACAUGACUAGCAGUGGAACUGUCUUCAAUUUCUCACAUUGGAAAGGAAGACUCGCAUGACCUGGGCCUAACCCACGUCACAUCAACAAUGUAGACUAGUUUUGAGAAGUUGACUCGAUUUAUUUUCAUUGUCACCUGGGGGUUCAACCAGUGCCAACACUGAUAUGAUUUCAUUUCAGAGAUCAAAGAAAAGUUACGCAUUAUAAAUUGUAUUUCAUAUUUUCCAUAGAUCCACAUAAUCAAAAAACACCAAGCUGAAGUUAUUGUCAUGCGGAGGGCAUGACAAUAACUUCAGCUUCCACUUUGCUGUGACUUUUUCUCACUCUGAUUCAUUUUUAUUCCUCUUGGCAGUUGAACAAAAUUUGGUUAAAGCUGUAAAAAAGAUCAAAUGUGGCGGCAUCUAUUUUCUAACCAUCUUCUGUCCUUAUAUAUAAUAUAUAUAAUUAAGAAAGGACUGCUCAUUGAGUAUAUAUAGAUUACCAUGAUAUAAUGCCAACAUUUCUCAGGAAAAUGGUAGAUUAUUUAAUGGAAAAAUUAGAAAGAGACUGAUCUGUAACAUUAUUGGCUCCUGUUGAGUUUCAUACAGUAUACUUGUUACAUCAAUGUUUUUAAUGCUAGUUUAAUUGCAUUUUGUUUACGCCUUUCUCAGAUUUUAUGUAUUCCUGACAUUUCCUCAAAUCAUUUUUCUAUUGCCAAAUGUGCCUUUAACAGUCCAGGAUAGCACAUGUUUGCAGCAGCAGAAAACGAUUUAAGUAAUGACAACUGAAUGGGGUCCAACCGCACUUCAUGCAUAAAGUUUUCUUCAUGCAGUUAACACGCAGCUAGGUGGUAGUUGCAUGAAUCACUGACAGCCGAUAUGUGCCGAAAUCCUUUUCACCUGUGGGAAGAGUUUGGAGUGUGCUGAUUGACCACAAUGUGAGAGAACUGACUCAACUGACUUUGAAGUGGUUGGGAGGUAAACAAAAAGUUGCAUCAAAAGCAAGUUUAUGGCUGAUUAAAGUUAAAUCCUGGACUUGAAUGUGCAUUUAAUAUUUGACAGAGGGCUCUCUAUCAGCUUUGACUCUGGAGUUGUGUCCAGUUGGAUAAGUUGUUCAAUUUAUGGUAUAUAACUCCAUCACAUGUGCUGUUUAUGGCUUUUACCAUGAUAAGCAUCGUCCUAUGGAAAUACUCGUGCUAAUAUUGUAGAGAAAUGUUCUAUCAGCGCAAUCUGAAAACAUGAAUAUCUGUUUAAACAAAGUUGUUCACAUUGUUAAACACAAUUUAUUCUGCCGACUGUACAGUAUUAUAGUAUGUAUGUAUACAUUAUUUUGUAAAGAUAAGAAAAAGGGUUGCACAGACGUCAUGGGAAUAGUAUUUGUAGCAUGUCAACAAUCAUUGCUAUAAUUGUAUAAUGCAACAUCGGCAGCCUAUAUGCUUCAUGGACUGUGCUGUUAUUUUGAAUGUAUUACAAAUAGACUGUAUUAAAUAAACAUAUCCAUGGUAAAUAAAUUCAUUUGUCUCAUUAGAGGAGAACUUCAGCUAAUAUUUAAGUCAUUCAGUAAUAAACGUAAACCAUUUGAAAUCAUGUCCCUAAACCAGAGCUUUGUGGGUUUUGGGGGAACUUUAUUUUAAGUGUUGAUAAAUCUCUAAUCACAUCAUUAUACUGGCAUAAAAUAUUUAUAGCACAUUCUGUUCCUUGACAAAAAAUAAAUAAAUAAGAGACAUGAUUCUAAGAAACUACACUGUGACCAAAACAUCUUUGUUUGUUUUGUUGUUGUUUUUUUUUCAAUCUCUGUGCUUACUGUUUAAAUCUGCUGCUGCUGUAUAUUGGCUUUGUCUGCUGGCAAUUGAACCGCAGAUGUAUUGAUCAAAACAUCCUGUGUGUGAAGUGCUUAAUAUUAAAGCGAGUUUGACAAA